Molecule: messenger RNA, 771 nt
Organism: Kickxella alabastrina
Lineage: Eukaryota; Fungi; Kickxellomycota; Kickxellomycetes; Kickxellales; Kickxellaceae
Exons: 1
Coding region: 166-714 (182 amino acids)
Source: RefSeq, a predicted model, not a curated record
CACAAGGUUUUUUUACUCUUUCAUUCCACGUUAUCUUUCUUCAGCUACACCUUUUUUCUUUUCCACACACACAGUACUUUUUACUCCGUUAGUUUUCUAUUCACCUACGCCCUAUACAGUCCCCUCCUACUUCUUCCUUGUUUUUUCUCUUACAACUCAUCAGCCAUGACCAAAAUUGCACUUACGUUUGCCGCUAUCGCUGCUGCCACGGUCUGCGCGCAGCAGCUCCCCCCGGGUUUCUCCUUUGAUAUCCUUACCCAGCUUCCAGUUCCGCCCCAGCAAGCCCCAGCACCCACACAGGCGCCAGCGCCCAUUGACCCGAACAACCCCAUCACCCAGCCCGCACCCCUGAAACCAGCCUCCGCGCCCCAGCCCGCCUCUAUCCCUGCCGGCCUCGAGGGUCUCCUUGCCAUUAACAGCGCAACAUUGCCACCAAGCAUUUCCACAAUUGAAUUAGGCACACCUACCUCCAGCGCCCUGCCCACAAUUUUGGUCUCUUCGCCCCUACCUAAGCCCAGCGGCACCAGUGGUACGUCCCCGCAUAUCUCCAGACAUUCUGGCAGCUAUAGUGAGGAGCUCAGCGACGAAAGUGACGUUGGGUUGGACGGGGCAUCAGAUGGAAACCGUAAGUCGAAGGUGUCUUCUGGUGCCGCUAGUUUUGGAAUUUCCGCCUCGGCGUUUGCUGUGGUUGCCAUUGUUGGCUCGCUGUUCUAGCAUGUAAUACUUUUUUUUUAGUUUCAAGUACUAUCAAUCAUUACCUAGUGCCUUGUC